Messenger RNA from Acanthopagrus latus (yellowfin seabream), 1693 nucleotides. It is a transcript of the gene vgll4l, whose product is annotated as vestigial like 4 like. The transcript is spliced from 5 exons. The record is from RefSeq and is a predicted model, not a curated record. NCBI's taxonomy places the organism in Eukaryota, Metazoa, Chordata, Actinopteri, Spariformes, Sparidae. The coding region runs from base 320 to 1144 and encodes 274 amino acids. Gene Ontology annotation, molecular function: transcription coactivator binding. Gene Ontology annotation, biological process: negative regulation of DNA-templated transcription.
AUUCCGUGGUGCUCCACUGACAUUUACCACUUUCUACCUGAGAGACAGGCUGACCUGUGAGCUCAUUCCGCCCGCAGGACAAUAACAACGCUGAACGGCCUCCUGAUUGGCCCAGACGGUAGCCAAUCUGAACGCGAGGACCGAGUCACAGGGAAGCCACUGCACCUAUCUGCACCCACCUGAUACUUUACCUGGCUGAGCUCAGUCCCAGCAUCUCAUUACCUGUCCAAUACAAUCUCAAACUGAGGCUCAUUGUGUGCUGUGAGAUCCAGCAGUCAAGGUGUUCCUCUGUGCGUUGGCUUCAGUGAGACAAGCAGUCAUGGCUGUGGCUAAUUUCCAGUACAUUACCCGGAUGAGCAGCGGCUUCAAGGUCUACAUUUUAGAAGGUCAGCCUCACCUCAGAAGCGAAGACAGAUACAGACACAUGACAAACGACCGGCCUCGAGUCCCAACAGUUUAUCCAAUGAAGCGCAAGCGCAGCCACGAGAGAGGCCUCACUUUGGAGGAAAGGCGAGAGCGUGCGCUGAGCAGGAGCAGCGGAAGAGCUGCCCAGAGAGCAGCGCCAGCACCGGCGGUGUUUAACAGGCCUCAGAGCCCUACAUCCACCUGGAGUCCGACACCAAGCCCCACCAGCCCUCUGCCCACCCAUGUGUACUACGCACCAGUCAUGGAUGAACCACUCGCCCUCAUCAAGAAACCAAGAAAAGACCCUGAGAACACGGAGGAGAAGACUAAAAGCUCUGCUGCCACUCAAAUCCAGAUGCGUCCCUCUGUGAUCACUUCCAUCUCCUCGCUAAGAAACCCUUCCUGCAGACCUGAGGUCCACAGAGGCCACUCAUCAGUGGCUCCCAAAUCCACCUACGACCACGUGGUUGAGGAGCAUUUCCAGAGGAGCCUCGGAGCGAACUACCAGAAAGCCCGCUCCCAGCAGCUCUCCAUCAGCCUGUCCGUCGACGACCACUUCGCCAAGGCACUGGGUGACAAGUGGCUGCAGAUCAAAUCCAAGUCUUCCUCCUGUUCCUCCACACCGCCCAGCAGUCCAAGUGUUACUCACUCCCCCACCUACAGCCACAGCUCAAAUCAGUCCCGCAAGGAGUCCACCAGCAGCUCAUCGCCAACCUCAAGCCACUGGUCCAUCAACUGAAUUGGAAACGAUCCCUGAUGCGGGAAGAGACUUGACUUUUUAACAUUUCACUGCUCUGCUUAUUGAGCGAUGGAAACGCCAGCGCUGGUGUUGAGAGCUAACAGGUCCAGGAGUGCUGUCACUUUGGACCUCAAUGUGUCCAAAUUUAAGACACACAGAUGAAUGUAGCAUGAAUGGGAUGUCCUUGUUUUGUUACAUUUCUACUCUCUGCUUGUCGAUAGCAUCUGAGAUACAGUGGAUGACAAUGUGGGAUGAUUGAAAAAAUCAGCCAAAUGAUCCUGUACAUUUCUUUUUUUCAUUUUGUGUCCUUCUUUUAAUGCAGCCUGAGUGCCACAGUUCUGUUGAAUUAUAUUUAUAUUCUGAUACAUCUGGGUUUCUUAUAGUCUAAACGACUCACCUAUCUGCUGUAAGAUAAUGCUUAAAAGCUGUACACAAAACAAAGACUCUUCAAAAGAUCUUGAAAAAAUAAAAUCUCAAAAAUUCUUUCAUUGUUUUGUGUGUGGUCGUCACUUGUGUCACCUGACACACCAUUUUUUUAAAAAUAAAGAA